CAAGGGGAAUGACUUAAAAACAUGUUCCUCAGCGCAGAAAAAAACUACUGCUAUUUUUAGCUGAGCUCUCGAAUCUGGCAGAAAUACAGUUUUGAGGCUCCAGCCAUCAUUAAAGCACACAUAUUAUAAGAUAUUUUAUUGACAGCAAUGGUCUCAAGGAUACUUCAUCGUUGGUUUGCUAGAAAAGUCUUCUUGAAGACUAAAAGAAACUUGCAACCAGAUAAGAUACAGCCAGUCAACAAGACUUAUGGGAUUCAGCAAUCCUGUGCAUUCCACAAUGAUUACCCACCCAUGACACCAACCCUCACUAAUAGCUAUGUCCACGGAACAUGCAACAUGCCGCUCAUAGCAAAGACUGUAGGGGAAUGUCUGGAGGAAACUACCAGCAAGUAUCCAGAUCGAGAAGCUAUGGUGUUUGACAGAGAUGGGAUCAGAAAGACAUUUGCACAGUUUAAUGAAGAGGUGGACCAGUUGGCAGCAGGACUAUUAGGUAUCGGUCUUAAGAAGGGGGACUGCCUGGGAAUGUGGGGUCCAAGCAAUUAUGGAUGGCUCUUAAUGCAGUUUGCAACAGCUAAAGCCGGGAUUAUCUUGGUCACAGUAAACCCAGCGUAUCAGGCUCAAGAACUGGAGUAUGUUCUGAGAAAGGUUGGAUGCAAAGCCCUGGUAUUUCCAUCUCAGUUUAAAACCCAGAAGUACUAUGAGCUGCUACUGAAGGCCUGCCCAGAGGUGGAGACUUCCAGUCCAGGAAGCAUUAAGAGUGCAAAGUUGCCAGAACUGAGAACAGUAAUUGUGCUGGACAGUAAACCUCCAGGUGCAUUUCAUUUGGAUGAAGUAAUGCAGGCUGGAAGCACAAGUUAUGUCCAACAGCUUCAGGAGCUACAGAAAACACUGUCCUUCGAUGACCCAAUCUGUGUUCAGUUCACCUCUGGAACUACUGGAAGUCCAAAGGGGGCAACUCUGUCACACCAUAACAUUGUAAAUAAUAUACGUGUUAUAGGCUACAGACUUGGGUUCGACUGGAGGGAUACCCGAAUAUGUGUACCAGUUCCUAUGUACCACUGUUUUGGAUCAGUAGGUGGAGGCCUCGCCAUGGCAACAUUUGGUAGCACUAUUGUCUUCCCAUCUCCAUCGUUUGAGGGGAAAGCUGUAAUAGAAACUAUCCAUAAAGAAAAGUGUACUGUCAUAUAUGGCACCCCAACAAUGUACAUUGAUAUGCUGUCACAGCCAGACUUCUCCAAUUAUGACAUGUCAAGUGUGGAAACAGGGAUUAUUGCAGCAGCACCAAUUCCAGUUGAAUUAUUUAAGGACAUCAUGGCCAAGAUGCAUUGCCCAGAACUUAUAGCUCUCUAUGGAACAACAGAAAACAGCCCUUCAACAUUUGCUGGAUUUCCACAUGAUAGCUUUGAAAGAAAAACAGGGACAGUUGGAUAUAUUCUUCCACAUACAGAGGCUAAAGUUGUGGAUACGGUGACAAAACUUACGGUACCUGUAAACACGAAAGGGGAAGUGUACAUUCGUGGCUACUGUGUCAUGCUGGGAUACUGGGCUGACCCAGAGAAAACUAAACAGGCUAUAUCUAAUGAUCGAUGGUACAAAACAGGAGAUCUAGCAACCAUGGAUGAGUAUGGGUACCUCAAGAUUGUGGGCCGCUGUAGUGAUAUGAUUAUCCGAGGAGGAGAGAACAUCUACCCUGCUGAGAUUGAGCAAUUUCUGCACACACAUCCCAAGAUCCAAGAGGCACAGGUAAUUGGAGUAAAGGAUGAAAGAAUGGGGGAAGAGGUCUGUGCUUGUCUACGCCUGAAGCAAGGACAAGAGAUCACACCAGAAGAGAUAAAGGCAUUCUGUAAAGGCCAGAUAUCUCACUUUAAGGUUCCACGAUACAUUGUAACUGUGAAUAGCUACCCGUUAACUGUUUCUGGGAAGAUUCAGAAAUACAAACUGAGAGAGGAAAUGGAGAAACGGCUCAGACUGUGAAAGUUUCUAACAACGUCAUGCAAAUUGCCAGCAAGUGAAAAGAGGAACAUUCUGGAAGAGUGUGACAUUAUACUUCUGCAUAUGGAUGUGUAUGGCAUAUGGAGUGCUCAAACUUUUCCUCCAAUUACUAUUUUGGUGCAUUUUGUGUCUUCCUUUACCUCAAUACCAUUUCAUUUCAUGUACACUGUAUCCACAGUAAAUACAAGUUACUAUGAAUAUUAAAGAUAUCUGUUAUGAAGUCUAA
This is a messenger RNA of Protopterus annectens (West African lungfish), 2218 nucleotides long. Its product is annotated as medium-chain acyl-CoA ligase ACSF2, mitochondrial-like. The record is from RefSeq and is a predicted model, not a curated record. Gene Ontology annotation, molecular function: medium-chain fatty acid-CoA ligase activity. The transcript has 16 exons. Gene Ontology annotation, biological process: fatty acid metabolic process. NCBI's taxonomy places the organism in Eukaryota, Metazoa, Chordata, Ceratodontiformes, Protopteridae. The coding region runs from base 148 to 1974 and encodes 608 amino acids.